Molecule: messenger RNA, 6568 nt
Organism: Oreochromis niloticus (Nile tilapia)
Lineage: Eukaryota; Metazoa; Chordata; Actinopteri; Cichliformes; Cichlidae
Product: DNA repair protein RAD50
Exons: 29
Coding region: 408-4322 (1304 amino acids)
Biological process (GO): telomere maintenance via telomerase; telomere maintenance via recombination; double-strand break repair
Cellular component (GO): Mre11 complex; nucleus; condensed nuclear chromosome
Molecular function (GO): double-stranded telomeric DNA binding; G-quadruplex DNA binding; single-stranded telomeric DNA binding
Source: RefSeq, a predicted model, not a curated record
UCAGUUUGUGGGUCACAGGAUAAAGUGAUACAUUUAUUGUUCUCACAUGAUGUCGGACUAUUUCAACAAACUGAGGACGUUUUGCUGAAUAAGAGGAUAAUCACGUCUGUGUGAACUUGAUCCAUAGAAAGUUUAAUGCUAAAAAACCCACGUUUUUCCAUGAUUUGGACACAAAUUGCGGCUGGAUCAGAGAGAAGGUGGGUCAGCCCCUGAGAGGAUAAGGAGGAUCCAUGGCGUGACACAUGAUCACACAGGAAAGCAACAAUCUUUGCGACUGGGUUCUGAGGUGUCCUGAAGGCUCCAAUCGUCGCCACGGGGGAAGAAACACCAGAAACAAGUCCACAACCCAGUGAGAACACUCACUCAGCCUGAGAUUCCUGCACAGACAGGAGCAGAAGAAAGCCAAAAUGUCAAAGAUAAAUGAGAUGAGCAUUCUGGGCGUGAGGAGCUUUGGGAUUGAAGACAAAGACAAACAGGUCAUCUCUUUCUUCACUCCUGUGACUGUGCUGGUUGGACCCAACGGAGCAGGAAAAACAACGAUUAUUGAAUGUCUCAAGUUUGCGACAUCAGGAGAACUUCCACCUGGAUCUAAAGGAGGUGCUUUUGUUCAUGAUCCAAAGGACGCCCAGAGGACAGUUGUACGAGCCCAGAUUGAGCUCUCACUCUCAGACAUCAAGGGAGAGGAAAUCGAGAUCCAACGCUUCAUGUCCUGCUCUCUGAUAGAAAAUAAAUACUCCUUUAAAAGUGAAGAGCAGAACAUUAAAAGAGCAAAGGAUGGAAGGAGGGUGAGCAGGUCUGUUAAGUGUGGCGACCUGCACCAGGAAAUAACGUGUGCGCUGGGUGUAUCAAAGUCAGUGUUGAACGACGUCAUCUUCUGUCAUCAGGAAGAGUCUAACUGGCCACUUAGUGAAGACAGAGUUCUCAAAGAAAAGUUUGACUCCAUCUUCAAUGUAACCAAGUAUAACAAAGCAAGGGCGAAGAUGUAUGAGCUGCGUUUGAAGCAAAGUCGGACAGUCGAACGGUGUCAGGCAGAGCUGUCCUACCUGGAGAAAAACAAGGAGAAGGCCCAGCAGCUUAGAGAUAAUGUAGCCCAAAAACAGGCUGAUCUGAGGGCCUCACGAGAUCUGAUCCUGCACAUAGAGAACCAGAUCGAUCCACUUGAGACACUGCUGAGCAACAUAAAAAUGAAACUUGAAAAUGUGACGAAGCUAGAAAAUGAAAUCAAAGCUCUGGACAGCUUGAGGAAACAGAUGGAGGAGCACAACAAGGAGCUGGAGGAAACUAUGGAAGAGGUGUUUCAGGGUUCAGAUGAGCAGCUACAGCAUACUUACGAGAACCACCAGAGGACAGUGAGGGAGAAAGAGCAGAAGCUGCAACAGCACCAGGAGGAGCUGCAGACCUUUGACCAAGAAUACCAGAGACUGACCAGAGUCACGAAUGAUCUGCUGGUAGAAAAAGGUCGUCUACAACAUGAAGCUGAACGUCACACUAAGAACACUGAGGACCGCGACAAACUGGUCCACUCUUUGUCAUCCUGUCUGGAGAUGGAGGGUUACGACCAGCUGCCCUUUACUGUUUCUCAACUCGAGAGCUUUUACCAUCAAGUCACACAAAGGCUGGAGCAGGAAAAGGAGAGAGUCAGUCAGCUUUUGGCAGAGCUGCAGAAACUGGAGCAGCAGAAGCAGCAGUCUGUUGAUGAAAUGAGGGACAGGAAGACGUGCACGGAGAGAACGGUGGAGAUGAAAAGAGACGAGCAGCAAAAGAAGCAGCAAGAGCUGAAAAACAUCACAGAAGAGCUGCAACGACUGCAGGAUUCAUCUAGUCGACUGCAAGAGCUGGAAAAUAAACUGGCUGAAGUGGAGCGUGAGGAUGCAGUUCAGAGCUCCAGCGUGGAGGAGCUGAAGGCCGAGGUCAAGAAGCUCCAGAGCGAAAAGGUUGAACUCGACUGCACACAGAGACAGCUCGAUGAAGACAUGGAGACACUCAACAUGCACACAGCUGCACUCACACAGAUGGACAUACUGAAAAAGGGCAAAGCCGAGAUGGAGGAGCAGAUUCUUCAGAUCCGGUCUCGUCACUGUGAGGAUCUGGUGUCUCUAAUGGGCCACUUUCCAAACAAGAAAGAGCUGGAGGACUGGAUCUCUUCCAAGUCAAAGGAAAUCAGCAGCACCGGGGACAGACUUACAAAACUCAAAAUGGACUUGGCAUCAAAUGAGCAGAAUAAAAGCCACAUUACUGCUGAGCUGCUGAAGAAGGAGCAGCAGUUAGCCACAGAUGAAGAGAAGUUCUUGAAUGUUUGCAGCAGUCGAGAUCUGGAGCAGAACCUGAGCAACCUGCAGAGAGAUCUGGACGAGAUAUUCAAGACAAAAGCUCUACUAGCUGGAACUAAAGUGGUGUACACCCAGUUCAUCAGCGAGCUGAGCGAGCACAGGGAGCCCUGCUGCCCCGUGUGCCGACGAUCGUUUCCCUCAGAGUCUGAGGUGCAGGAAGUCGUCAGAGUCUUGCAGUCUAAACUACACCUGGUGCCAGAAAAACUGAAGAUCACUGAGCAGGACCUGGAGAGGACAGAGAGGAGGAGAGAGGAGAUAGUGGCUCUCAGGCCUGUGAGGGAGGCCAUUGUGCAGUUUCAGGAAAAUGAGCUGCCAGCAUUGAGGAAGCGGCUGCAGACUGUGGACAGAGAAGCUGAGAGGCUGAAGGGUGAUGUGGAGGAGCAGGAGGCUCUGCUCGCCAUCCUGAGGUCUGAGGAGGAAAAAGCCAAAGACUGCCUGCAGGGCAUUUCCCUCAUGGACUCAUACCUGAGAAACCUUGAAGAGGUGGAAAGGAAAAUUGAUGAGCAGGCAGCCAAACUCCAGGAAGUAAACCUGGACAACACAUUUCAGCAGCUCAGUCAGGAGAAACAAGAAACUCAGGACCAGCUCGACACCACUUACAGCACAAUUGUGGGUAAACAUAAACAGAUCCAGGACCAGCAGGAGCAGAUUCAGAGGCUGAAAAGUGCAGCGAUAGAGAUGAGAGACGAGCAGCUUCAGCUGAUCAGAGACAAACAGAAGCAGGAGAACCUGGAGGAGCUGAGUGCAGAGAUCACUGCUAGGAUGGAGGCCUUAACCACAGAGAUCAGGGAGGGAAAUGAAGAACUGCGCCCUCUAUCAGCUGCUCUGGAGAAGCUGCAGCAGGAAAAGCAAAAGCUGGUGGAGCAGAAGAAGCAGAGAGAGGAAGAAGAGCAGAAGAAGAUUCGUAACAUUGAGGAGAGACUGAAGGAAAUCACUGCCUUGCAAAGAGACGUCACUAAAUAUGUUGAUGAGGGAAGAGACAAAUACAAAGAGGACAAAGAGUCAGAGUAUCAAGCAGCAACAACUCAGCUCCAAGAGGCUGAGAGGAAUAAAGAGAGGAUCAGCACAGAGAUGGGAAACAUCCAGCAGGACAAAGACACUCAAAAGGUCAAAGAGCGCUGCUUAUGGGACAACCUGACCUUGAGGAAGCGCGUUAAUGAGCUGAAGAACAUGGCGGCCAAACGUGAGGCUCUGGAGGAAAAACUGAGCUACAUGCAAGUCUCGCAGCUUCAGCGACAACGUGAGGAAGAGGAAAGCAAGCUGGCCGAACUGAAGAGCGAGCGCAGUCGGGAGGAGGGCGCACAGAAACCCCUGGAGGAGCAGAUACUGGAAUACAGCAAACAGCUGGAGGAAGAUCAGUACGGCAAAGCUGAGGAGCUCCACAGAAACAAGAUGAUUGAGAUGAGGACCACACAGCUGCUCAGCAAAGACCUGAAACUCUACGAAGAGGCUCUAGAUCAAGCCAUCGUGAAGUUCCACAGCAUGAAGAUGGAUGAGAUCAACCAGAACAUCAGAGACCUGUGGCGCAGCACCUACAGGGGUCAAGAUAUCGAGUACAUCGAGAUCAGGUCUGAGGUGGAGGAGAGGUCAGAGGGGCGGAGGAGCUACAACUACAGAGUAGUGAUGAUGAAAGGAGACGCAGACGUGAAUAUGAGAGGGCGCUGCAGUGCCGGUCAGAAGGUACUGGCAUCCCUGAUCAUCCGGCUCGCUCUGGCAGAGGCCUUCUGUCUCGACUGUGGAAUCCUGGCCCUGGAUGAGCCCACCACCAACCUGGACCGGGAGAACAUCAAGUCCCUGGCAGACGCUCUCGUAGAGAUCAUCAGGACUCGCUCUCAGCAGCGUCACUUCCAGCUGCUGAUCAUCACUCAUGACGAGGACUUUGUGCAGCUGCUGGUUCGGUCUGGGUGCAUCCAGCACUUCUACCGCAUCAGCAAGAACCAGGACCAGAACUCAGAGAUCACAAAGCACAGCACAGCCUUCCUCUCUGUGUGACACCUUUGUACCUCAGCAGCUCUGACAUCACUUCAUGGUUCACCCUCUCACACACGACCACGUGAGCUGCUCGCCCGGCAUCAGGAUGAAAUUUGGAUUCGGCGUCUCAGCUGACGACACCUCAGCACGUGAAAGUCUGUGGACUAAUGGACACAACCUGUUCAGAGAUCAGAGGCAGCUCCACAGUUUACUUUUAUAUUUCCACGUUUCCUCUGAGGGGACAGUGUUCUCUUAUGAAUAUUUUUAUGGGACAAAGAGGUGUGAGUGGUGUGUGCUGUGAUUUAGUUUUUUAGAUCUCCUCUGGUUCCUCUAAAGGGCACCCAGGACAGUUCAGAACAUCAGCAGCUGUUAUGGAGCCAGAGGUGACUCCAGCUGUCAGCAUUACCUGCAUGCAUAAAAUUAUGUUAAUGCAUGAAGGAAAUCCUUUUUUCCUGUUAGGGUGGCUCCAUUUUUAGUUUAUUUUUUAAAUAUUUUUCUUCACUCUUUAAUUUUUUUCCUUACAAAUAUUUGCUGCUGGGCUUAGUAGAAUAAUGCACAUUUGUCAGCACUCGCUCACAUACACACUGCAUGUAGUACCAUCACACUCUAUUCGGUGUUUCAGUGUUCUUGUCUUCUGUUAAAACAGGAAGAAGAAACCUGUAACAGAUGAUGUCUGAGAGGUUUUCAUGUUAACAAAGAUCUGUCUGCUCUUUGAUGAACGCUGUUUGGCUCACGCUGCAGGAGGUGCUGGUGUUUUUAUAGGACAGCUGAGGGUUCAUCUGCUCUUUAAGACAUGUUUGAUCUGUGUGAAUGUGACACAUUACUUUAUUCAGGUUUGUGUGAACAUUUACUUAUUUUAUAUAUAACCUCAUCAUAAAUGAUGUUGUAUACAGCCUGUUUAACAACAUAAAAAACAUACUGCUAUUAAAAAACAGAAAGAAACUCGUUGUUACUACAUCGGAUCUGGUAAUAAGAUCAUUAUGAGAACAACGGCCCUCUAGCGGGAGAAGUAGGAACUACAAAAACAGUAAAGGUUUAAAAAAACAACACAAACACUACUUCCUGUUAGCGAUUUUAGUGAAGGUUAUUGUUUUCGACCAAAGUACUACAGCUUAUCUGACACUGUUUUAAACAUUAAUGUGUGACGAUGGGCUGAAGAUGUUAAUGUGUGAAAAAAUUCUCUUUCAGCCGUCUAAGCUAGCUCUCGCUAACUGGCACAAGCUAACCCGAAGACAAUAGGAUGACAGUUGAAGCUGAGUUGUAACUACCACUAGCUAGCUUCACUGCUACCUCAGAUUACUUUCUGUAGACGUGUUAGUAAAGUUUAAAGAGUAAAACAACCGCUGAUCACAUGAAUUACACCGCUGUAUCCUCUUUGACUUCAUGUCCGCGGAUCAUAAACUACAGAAUUUCCCCUGCCCUCUAGUGGACAACUGCAUGUGUAUAAUCACUUUAGAGAAAUUACAUAUGGAAAUAACAUCCGGUGUGACACUUCAAAAUAAAAGGCCCCAAUGUGGUUUGAUAUAUACACCAGAGGGCGGCAUAUAUCAAACAUACUGAUUAUAAAACUUACUGUAAUGUCUUAAAAAAUGUUUGUUAAAUGUUUAAAGGAAAGACAAAAGACACACAAUUAUUCAAUUAUGGAUAAAAAUACAUUUAUAAACCAAUAACAGGUACUGUCUACAGAAUAUAUAUAUAUAAUACUAAUAUCCUACAUAAUCGCUGAUGUGACUGAAUUAAUUGUUCUGUGUUGUUUAAUUUUUCAUGUGAAAAGAUAUCAAAAGUUUACCUUAAUAUGUAUUUGAUCAUAAGCUGUUUUUUAAGACACACUCUUUCCAGAUCACUUUUCUCAUGGGCGUAUUUUUUUUUUUUUUUUAACUUUUCACUUCUAGCUACAUUAUGUUUGACAUGUUUGGACACCUUAGAAAAGCUUAAAGUGCUUCUUAUCUUUAAGUCUACAAAUUCCUAGUCUGCAGCCAAUUGAGCUGAAAGUGUCAUCUGGAGAGGCUGUCUUUCAGGGUUUAUUGUUCUGAUCCCUCAAACACAACUGAUGGUGCGUUAAAUUAAAAGAAUGAGAAUAUUAAAAUCAAGUGAUCAGACUGAUUUACUUCACUGCCAAUUGUGCUAGUAUUUCUCACUGAAAAAAAGCAUCUGCAGCAUGCUGCAGAGAUUUCAGAGCUCAUGUUGGAAGAGUGAGACAUUUCUCCACUCCUGUCAGUUUAUUUGUAAUGUCAAAUGAAGACGUGAUUAAAAAGAUCAUCAAACCA